AUGCUUUCAACCAUUACUUUUUCGACUGAUAAAGGAUCUUAUUCAUUCCCCAAAGAUGCUUUCGUUCAACAUGUACAUAAACAAUUUUUGCAAGAAAAAAAGAGUUUCUUGCUCAUCCCCAUCCCAAACACAAAUGAUUUUGUUCCGGCAGACGUUGUGAAACAGAUCGCUACUGAAUCGGACGAUAUGCAAAAACAACUAGAUAUUGUAUUGCAAACAAUUCCCGAUCACAAUGAAAGCUUGAAAGACUUUCAUUACACUUUUACGAGCAUGCCUGAAAAGCCUGAUGAUCAAUUGUUUGAACAAGAUCCGUCUGCUUACAUCAACGCUCUGGAAUUACUGAGCGAUGAUAAGCCUGGUUUGUUUGUGAAUGACAUUGAUGGUGGCAAAUUUCAUUUUGUUUCACAACGACACUACGAUGCACUUGGAGAUUUUGUAAUGAAAUAUGUCCAGGACGAAUUGUUGAUCAAUAGAUGUAAAUUGGAUGAGUAUUGGUUACCAUUAGAGUCUAAUCUUUCUCAUGACCAAAUGGUGAACAUUUUUAUGAGCAAGGAUGCCCUUACCAAUCCAAACAAAUUGAUGGUGUUGAUUCAAGGAUCUGGAGCUGUUCGACCUGGACAAUGGGCUCGUGCUUUGUGCAUGAACGAUUCUUUGAAAACAGGAACUCAAUACAAUUAUAUUGUUCAAGCAAUGAAAGAAGGUUAUGGAGUCAUUGUUCUCAAUCCAAACCAAAAUCAUUAUAUUCCUCCACAUAUGGACGAUCCUAUCAAGUACAAGAAGGAAGGAUAUCUUAAUAGAAAUAAGCCUGAGCCAUUAGCAAAGACUGCCAAGCAACCAAUUCUCCAUAAUCAAUCUCCACCUGACCAUACUGUAUAUGUUUGGGAUAACUUUAUUCAAAAAGCAGCCGCUAAGGAUAUUGUUAUUGUCGCCCACUCUGCUGGCGGUUGGUGUACAAUGGAAUUACUCAAACAACGUACUCAAGCCACUCUUUCUAAGGUUAGGGGUAUUGCCUUUACCGAUUCUGUUCAUUCUGUGUAUUCUUCUGAUCCUAAACCAGUCCGAGAUUUCAUUGUUGAUCAUGCUGUUAAUUGGGUUACAAGUGACAAACCAUGUGACAUGGUCGUGAGUAGAAAAAGAACAGGAUCAGCGUGUGAAUGUCGUAGUGCUGGACAUAUGAAACACGAGCAUACUUCUGAGUUUUGUAGAGAAGCAGUCUUCCCGUUCCUACAAGCAAAAAUUCAACAAAAUAGCCAUUAA
Naegleria lovaniensis is the source of this 1257-nucleotide messenger RNA. RefSeq lists its product as uncharacterized. Lineage: Eukaryota; Heterolobosea; Eutetramitea; Acrasida; Naegleriidae. Gene Ontology annotation, molecular function: siRNA binding. The coding region runs from base 1 to 1257 and encodes 418 amino acids. The transcript is spliced from 4 exons. Gene Ontology annotation, biological process: regulatory ncRNA-mediated heterochromatin formation. The record is from RefSeq and is a predicted model, not a curated record. Gene Ontology annotation, cellular component: nucleus.